AAAGAAUUAAUGGGAAUCUGGUUGGACAGGAUUCGAACUGUCGAAAUUAAUUAUCAAGGUUACAAACAACUACGUUCACAACCUCAUAUGGUUCAUAUCAAGAAAUUGCAUAGUUGCCAAACAAGUACUUUGGAUUUUAUAAAUGAG
Molecule: messenger RNA, 147 nt
Organism: Racocetra persica
Lineage: Eukaryota; Fungi; Glomeromycota; Glomeromycetes; Diversisporales; Gigasporaceae
Source: the annotation of a GenBank genome assembly